Messenger RNA from Alexandromys fortis (reed vole), 4329 nucleotides. RefSeq names its product parvin beta (gene Parvb). The record is from RefSeq and is a predicted model, not a curated record. The transcript has 13 exons. Lineage: Eukaryota; Metazoa; Chordata; Mammalia; Rodentia; Cricetidae. The coding region runs from base 261 to 1748 and encodes 495 amino acids. Gene Ontology annotation, biological process: actin cytoskeleton organization; lamellipodium assembly; establishment or maintenance of cell polarity. Gene Ontology annotation, cellular component: cytoplasm; lamellipodium; focal adhesion. Gene Ontology annotation, molecular function: actin binding.
GAUCCUGGCCGAGACUCAACAGCUGACUUUACACAUUUGUGGGACUAAUUGAUUCUGGGCUUCCAACAUGCUGAGGCCGCACAAAAGGGGGUCGGUAGUGCCUGGCACCACGCGCAGGGUCCGGCUGUGUUGUGAGCGGGAGCUCAGGGGGAGCUCAGUAGUAGCAGCGGGACCUCGAGGUCAGUAGGCAGGGGCGGGGAAGCCGCGGCCGCGCCCUCCUAGCCACUCCCCGGCCGGCGUUGGGUGGCGCGCACUCCCAUAUGUCCUCCGCGCCACCACGAUCGCCCACCCCGCGGGCCCCCAAGAUGAAGAAGGACGAAUCUUUCCUGGGCAAAUUGGGCGGCACACUGGCGAGGAAGAAGAAGACCAGGGAGGUGACUGACUUGCAAGAAGAAGGCAAGAGCGCCAUCAAUUCUCCAAUGGCCCCGGCUUUAAUGGACAUCCACCCUGAAGACACCCAGCUAGAGGAGAAUGAGGAGCGCACCAUGAUUGAUCCCACCUCCAGAGAGGACCCCAAGUUCAAGGAGCUGAUCAAGGUGCUCCUGGACUGGAUCAACGAUGUGCUGGCAGAGGAGCGCAUCAUUGUGAAACAGCUGGAGGAAGACCUCUACGAUGGCCAGGUGCUUCAGAAGCUUCUGGGUGAGCGCCAGGACCCCACCGCGUGGCACCAUCCUCCUUGCCCUGGAAACAGCCCAAAGCUUGGUUUAUACCUCCUGGGUGGCCCUAGCUGUGGUUUCUUUGCCAUCCUGUCUUUGUGGUUUCUCUGCUGGCCGGUAUGUACCCAGCCAUGGGGCUGCAGCAGGAGCUGGAAGUUGGGGGCGGAGAGGGGGCAAGAACACGGAAGUCCCGGGCCCAGGAAAACGCCUGUGGCAGAACUUUGUGGGAACCUUAGCGGGGUUCAUGAUCUCAGUGACAGUGUGGCUGAUGGCAGCUUUGCAUCCCGGGCUAAGGACAUGAAAAUAAAAAGAACAUGGUUGUCAGGUGGCCUUGAGCCAACAAGAAAAAAUAGAGGGAAGCCAGGCAGAAGCAGGCAGAAGCCCUCUGAGGCCUCCCUAUCUGAGGUCCUUUCAUCCUCCCCCAGAGGUCUCCUUGAGACCCGCCCUCGUGAUGGUCCCCUGUUCUCUACAGCAUCUGACCCGAGGCCGCUCUUUCUUCCCCCUCCUCCCAAAGCUAUCCACGGGAAGAACCUGGUGUCCAUCCUUCACCUCCUCGUCUCCCUGGCCAUGCACUUCAGGGCCCCCAUCCACCUUCCCGAGCAUGUCACCGUGCAGGUGGUGGUCGUCCGGAAGCGGGAAGGCCUGCUGCACUCCAGCCACGUCUCAGAGGAGUUAACCACGACCACGGAGAUCAUGAUGGGCCGGUUUGAGCGUGAUGCCUUCGACACACUUUUCGACCAUGCACCGGACAAGCUCAACCUUGUGAAGAAGUCUCUCAUCACAUUUGUGAACAAGCACCUGAAUAAGCUGAACUUGGAGGUGACGGACCUGGAGACCCAGUUUGCAGAUGGCGUGUACCUGGUUCUGCUUCUGGGCCUCCUUGAGGACUACUUCGUCCCCCUCCACAACUUCUACCUGACCCCUGACAGCUUCGACCAGAAGGUGCACAACGUGGCCUUUGCCUUUGAACUGAUGCUGGACGGAGGACUCAAGAAGCCCAAGGCCCGCCCUGAAGAUGUGGUGAACCUGGACCUCAAAUCCACUCUGCGGGUCCUGUACACUCUAUUCACCAAGUACAAGGACGUGGAGUGACGGAGCUGCUGAUCCUUCCAGGGCAGUUUCUAGGCAGGGAAAAUGGGCAUGUCUAUCCCCAGCCCCUGCUUCCCCAGGGAGGCCUCAGGCUUCUCAUCCCGACUGUGUAAUGUCCCUCCUGUCUGCUCCCUGCCUGGCCCCCUUUCCUCUGUGGUUCCCCAGCCAACUGGUUAGGCCUUUGAGAACUUGGUGCUUAAAACACCCUCUCAGGUUUGAGGCCUCACUUCCUUUUUUUCUCUGCUGCCAUCAAGAGAUGAAAAAAAGAACGAAGCCCCAGCCUAGUCCUCAGCUGGAGAGGGCUGUCCACCUGUGCUCCAACCCACGAGGCAAUUACUGAUGGCAGGAGCACAGCAGCCCAUGCUCCGGCGACUCCGCCCCACUUGUCCUCAGGAAUCCCCUGGGCUGGGCUCUCCCUGGAAGCGGGUCCUGUCUUAGUAAAAAGAUCCUCGCAGUUUUUCACUCCUGUCUCAGAAGCGUCAGACUUGUGACGUGUCCCCCCACCCCCCAACACACACACACACAUCCGUCUUGUGGUUUACCGGUCUUGACUGACCUACAUCAACUCUCAGGACCCAGAAUGCCUCGGGCCCCCAGGGAAGCUGCACAGAGCCUAUCUGGGUGUCUUGCUGGCUCUGAAUAUGCAGCUUGAGCCAGCUUGGAGCCGGAACCUUGCCGUCUCUAAAGGCCCUGUUAGGGAAUGGACACAUUUUUAGAGAUUUUACAAGGGGGUGGGUAUCUAUGACUAGGUCUGCCUCACCACAGGCUACCAGCAGCCAGAAUGACAGAGGCGUACCUCUGGCGGCUCUGGAGGCUGGAAGCAGGCGGUGGAGGUGCUGGCUGGGCUGGUUUCUGAGGCUUCAUUUUUCACUGCUCCUCUCUGCCUUUGCAUGCAUUAGCCUCCUCCUAGUUCUGAUAGGGAACCCAUCCCCUGUAUGGCCUCACUGCCCCUAUGACAGCUGUAAGGUCCCUGUCUCUAGGGCAACCUCCCUCGGACACGACAGGAGUAGGUUUGUGGGGCUUGUCUGAGCUGGGCGUAUGAAAUGUCCACGUCCUUCCUAGAACACUACUGGUAUCCUCUGCAGCACGUCCUGUAAAAGAAAAUGCUGCUGUUCCCAUAAGCCGUCCCCACUCUAGAGAGGAGUGGGGAUACCAUGGCUGGCUGGCUUCUUGUCUCAGGAACCCUACUUCUGUGGUUCACCCCCUCUCAAGUUCCUUCUACCUCCAGCCUUCUGAACCGCCACCCUCUUCCUUGAGCCUUAAGCAUUCGCGGCAGCUAAGGUGAACCUCCCUCUUCUGAUUCCCACUUUGCCACGGACCAGGGCUAUGGAGUGAGGUGUUGAUACUCAACAGAACACCGACCGUGGAGUUCCAGCAAACAGUUUAAUAUCAUCCCUUGGUUCGGCUGUCGCUAAGCUGGGGAUGGGUUUGGAAUAGUCUGCUCCGAUGGAGGUGGCUUCCCAGCAGGGGAAAGAGAUAAUUAAAACGGCAUUACCGUGUCUCCCCGUGGGAUGCAGUGACAUUAAAGAGCCACACUGACAAAAUAGCCAGGAUCGGAAUGUUCUGUGUUACCUUCCCUCCUUGCUGCUGGGUCAGCCUUGCCCAACUCACAGGUGGUCUUGGCCAGGGUGUCUCACAUCCCCGGGGCAGGGAGCCUUCAUGUGAAGGGUUUGCAGAGACCUAUGGUGCUGGGGGUGGGGAGGCUGGUCUGGGAAGGGUGGUGGUUUCCUGAGCAUCCCUAUCUGGAGGACACAUGUCCCACUUGGAAUCCAAGUGGGCUCCUUUCCCCUGCAGGAGGACUGACGAAGCCAGGGUUCCAUGAAGGCAUGACCUUCCCCAUUGGCUGAGCAUAGAAGUGGUUCUGAAAUACCAGUGAAGGGCUACCUAAUGGCUUUGCUCUCUUUUCUCUGUGGAGCUGGCACUCAUCCCUCGACCUGGACAGAGGACCGAGAACCAAGGUUCCUAGGCCAAUUUCAGGGCCCCCUGUGUAGGGCAAGGCUUCCCUCACAGAUUUGCCCCAUUAAUUUAGGGGAGAACUGUCCCCAUCCAUACCCUCUGGUAAUUAGUGACCCCUUCCUCAAUUUUUCCCAUGAUUCUCACUGGGGCCCCCCUUUGAGUUGUCAGUUCAAGGAAGUUCUGGAACAUUCUACUGCUUGGAUCAACAGUCUCUCCUGAUAUUUAUUUGAAGAGAGGUCUGGCCACCAAAACUGGUAGAAAUGCCGUUGUCUGUCAUGCUCCACACAGUCACAAGGAAGGGUCUGGCAGGUCUGUUCCUCCUCCUCCCCCAGGUCUGCAGGCCAGGUCUGGGAUUGCUCCCCUCUGUCCUACACAGAUUUACAUGUCUCCCCCAGUCCUGCUGACUUGGGUGGACCUGCACAGGCAACUCUUGUUCCCCUUCUGUUCAGUGCACGCCCUGGGCCCGGGGCCCCUGCAUCCUCACCGGCCUGACAAAACGAGGUCUUAUUUUCAAGCAGUCGAAUCUGCUCCCCCUCUAUGCUGCCGCGCUUUAUUGUCUUUUUAAUUGUUCGAAGCAAAGUGUCCUCUGGAUUUCUGGAUAUUAAAUAAAAACCACUAAACCCCCGGC